GGGCUGGAGAGGAAGCCUGGAAGUCUGCGUGCAUAUAAGUGGGGCUGCCUGCCUCUCCACGCCGCCGACCUGAAGGCAGAGGUCCACGGGGGCUCUGUUUGCGAGGGAGGAUCUCUGGGACAGAAGCCAUGUUGCUGCGCCCUUUGGCCCUCACGCUCACCGUGCUGAUGGUGUCCGGCUUCGAGUACAGCGGGAAGGAUAUCUGUAGUGGCCACCCUGGCAUCCCUGGCACUCCCGGAUCCCACGGCUUGCCGGGCAGAGAUGGGAGAGAUGGUGUCAAAGGAGACCCCGGGCCUCCAGGCCCCAUGGGCCCCCCUGGAGGAAUGCCAGGCUACCCUGGGCCUGAGGGGGUGACUGGAGCCCCCGGCGUUGCUGGAGAGCGUGGAGAAAAGGGGGAGCCUGGUGAGAGGGGCCCUCCAGGGCUUCCAGCUUCUUUAGAUGAGGAGCUCCAAACCACACUCCGCAAGUUCAGACAUCAAAUCCUGCAGGCCAUGGGAGUCCUCAGCUUGCAGGAGUCCAUGCUGGUAGUGGGAGAGAAGGUCUUCUCCAGCAACGGGCAGUCGGUAAAUUUUGAGGACAUUCAAAGUUUAUGUGCCAGAGCAGGAGGCCGCAUCGCUGCCCCGACGAGCCCGGAAGAGAACGAAGCCAUUGCAAGCAUCGUGAAGAAGUACAACACUUACGCGUACCUGGGCCUGAUGGAGAGCCCCGACUCCAAAGAGUUCCUCUACCUGGAUGGGGCCCCUGUGAAUUACACCAAUUGGUACCCAGGGGAGCCCAGGGGGUGGGGCAAGGAGAAGUGUGUGGAGAUGUACACAGAUGGGCAGUGGAAUAACAAAAACUGCCUGCAGUACCGGCUGGCCGUCUGUGAGUUUUGAGAAGGCCCCUGGGUGGCCGGGUAGAUAGGGCCCUGCCUUGCCGUCCAGCCUCCAGCCGGAGCAUGUGCCUGAUCUCUGAGAUGCUACAGCUCCUUCCCAGCAAAAUGUAUUUGUGGUCCCUCGAGCAGGAGGCAUUCUUAGCCACUCCCCUCGCUGGUCAGGUCCGGAAUCCUCGCCCACUUCAUGCAUCAGGAAUCAGUUUGACAUGUCCCUCCUCCCUCCCCCCAGCCCCUCUCAGCUCUGCACUCCAGGUGCCCCUCCUAACCUUGCCCUUGGUCAAGAGUUGGAGACUUCCUUCUUCCUCCUCUUGUCCGGUCUCUUCAUAGCCAGAUGCAACAGUGAGGUCCUGGGUUGGAAGUUCCCUCCAGAAUCACACAGCAGGUGCCUGCUUCCCAGGCCCCUCUCCUCUCCCUCUGCAGACUACCCACUGCCCAACCUCAUCAAGAUUUGGCAGUUCUGAUCAAGCACAAUGGUGUGUAGGAGGUGCUUCUGGGGAAUUCCAUAUGUGUGGGGCUAAGGAUGCAUUUGGGAUUCUCUGGCAGCCCGGAGCCUAUGAGGGCACAUCUGGUCAGUGUCUCCGUGAGGUUGGAGGGCUGGGGGGGGCCGGCAUGUGCAGGAGGCCAACCUAACCCUAAUAAUUGCCUUGAGUCUUGGGUUGCCUCCCAACUCCCUGACUAAAAAGCAGCCAGUCUACACCCCUAGGAAAGAUCUCACCCCCGACCCAGACAUAAUCCAAGUAACUGCCUGCUGAUGGACAUGUCCACACCUAUUUUGGUUCUCAGUGAGGUGUUCACACCUCUCACAACCCCACUGGCUGUUUAGUGAGCACACAAAUAGCAUACGUGCCAAGUCUAUGUACCCAGAACCUUGCCAAGCACUUCUAAUACACCUAAUACAUCGUAUGGAAUAGGAUUUAAUCUCUACACAAUGCCACGGGCGCAGCCUGAUUUCCCCCCAUUUUUAUUGAGGACUCAAACUCAGAGAAGUUAAAUGUUCUGAAUUGUAUGACUUGGAGCAAGUGACAGAGGCUGUAUUCAAACCUGUCUACCCAGACCAGAAGCUUAUGCUCGUAACCACCUCGCCUCUUACCGGACAGAGGCGACUGAAGUGUAAUAAACCAUGACUGCCUUAA
This is a messenger RNA of Neogale vison (American mink), 2007 nucleotides long. It is a transcript of the gene SFTPA1, whose product is annotated as surfactant protein A2. NCBI's taxonomy places the organism in Eukaryota, Metazoa, Chordata, Mammalia, Carnivora, Mustelidae. Gene Ontology annotation, cellular component: multivesicular body; rough endoplasmic reticulum. Bases 129 to 875 code for a protein of 248 amino acids. The record is from RefSeq and is a predicted model, not a curated record. The transcript has 5 exons.